AUGAAUUUUGAGAUCCCAACCGAACUCAACGCCUACAUAGAAUCUCUGGAUGCUUUUAUCCAAUCCACCCUAUUGCCGCUCCAGCAUUCCGAUGACAAUAACCGAUUCUUCGACCAUCGCCGAGAGUAUGCACGUACGGAUUGGGAAAAUCACGGAAAUCCCAAGAGGGAGUGGGAAGAAUUACUAAGUCCUGCAAACUGA
This is a messenger RNA of Penicillium salamii, 201 nucleotides long. The record is from the annotation of a GenBank genome assembly. NCBI's taxonomy places the organism in Eukaryota, Fungi, Ascomycota, Eurotiomycetes, Eurotiales, Aspergillaceae.